AAUUUUCCAAGAAAAUCAUUUCUUCUCCAUUCUUAUAACUCACAAAUCUGGCCAUCUAUCCUCUCAUCAUCGUUUUCAACAUUCCUUUUUACACUACCUACCUUUUCCGGCCUCCCGGAGUCCAUUUUCAGGCGUGGUUUUAGCGGCGACAUUUUUCCGGCGAAAGCAGUUUUUAUAGUUUUCCGGUUUACUGCGGCGAUAGCAUUUUCCGGCGACUAUUAUUUUUUCCGGCCAGCCAGACAGUCCGUUUUUUGCUCUACAUAUUUUUCCGAUAAACCAUUUUUCAGAGGAGAAACAUUUAACUGAUUAAAUAGCGGAUGAGGAGGUUCUCCUGGAUUGUUGGCAAUCUCCACUUGGGACACAAGUCUUUAAUUCCCCCUGCUGCUGGUGGUGGUGGUGGCAGAAGAUGUCUGAACGGUAUAGGGCUCAAGCGUUCCUUGUCAGGACUGACGUCAGAGAACGAGGAGUCGGAACUGAAGGAAUUUAAUGAUUAUUUGAAUAAUCUGAAAAACCACGAGAAAUCUGGUGUUCCUCAAGGUGCUGGUACCGAUUCCGAUGAUGGUUUUGAUCUUGGAAGAAUGAGGCGGCUUAUGCAAUCACUUGGAAACCCUCAGUCUAAUUACAAGUCCAUUCAUAUUGCUGGGACCAAAGGAAAAGGUUCAACUGCUGCAUUUUUGUCGAAUAUUUUACGUGCUCAAGGCUAUUCUGUUGGAUGCUAUACUAGUCCACAUAUCAAGACCAUAAGAGAACGUAUAACGGUAGGAAGACUAGGUGACCCGGUAUCAGCCAGCGCACUUAAUUCCUUGUUCCAAAAGAUAAAAGUUGUUCUUGAUCAGGCCGUGCAAAUUGAGAUGGGCCAUCUUAGUCAUUUUGAGGUUCUCACUGCUGUGGCGUUCAAUCUAUUUGCUGAAGAAAAUGUGGACAUUGCAGUUAUCGAGGCUGGCUUGGGUGGUGCUCGUGAUGCAACAAACAUAAUCUCGAGCUCAGAUCUUGCCGUUUCUGUCAUAACAACGAUUGGCAAGGAACAUUUGGCUGCACUAGGAGGCUCCUUGGAGAGUAUUGCAGUUGCAAAGUCCGGCAUUAUUAAACAUGGCUGCCCAGUGGUUCUAGGUGGGCCUUAUCCUCCCCACAUUGAGCUCAUUUUUCGCAAUAAAGCAUCUUCAAUGUGUUCUCCAGUAAUACCCGCAUCUGAUGCUGGAAAUAGAAGUAUCAUUAAAAAAAUUAGUAAUGUCUCUGGCAGUCCUUGCCAAGUCUCUGACAUCAUGCUUGACAUUGAGACAGACUUGCAACUAUUUAUUAAGCUCUACGAUGUAAAAUUGUCUCUGCUGGGACUCCAUCAACUUCAAAAUGCUGCAACCGCCACAUGUGCUGCACUCUGCCUUCGUGAUCAAGGAUGGAGAAUAUCUGAUGGAUCAAUUCGUACUGGUCUAGAACGUACACAGUUGAUGGGAAGAAGUCAAUUUUUAACAUCACUAGAAUCUGAGGCAUUAGGACUUCCUGGAGCUACUAUACUACUAGAUGGAGCUCAUACCAAAGAAUCUGCCAAGGCUUUGGUCGACAUGAUUCAGAUAACAUAUCCAGAGGCAAAAUUAGUUUUUGUGAUUUCUAUGGCAACGGACAAAGACCAUCAAGCAUUUGCCAAAGAAUUACUUGCAGUGAAGCAAUUGGAAGCUAUAUUCUUGACAGAAGUUAGCAUCGCCGGGGACCGUUAUAGGACUGCGUCUUUGUCGUUACUAAGAGACCGUUGGAUCCAAGCUUCUAAUGAGUUGGGUAUUAGAUUUUCUGAGGUUGGGGUCGAAGAAUAUAGUGAAUUGCUCAAAAAUCGAUCAGUUAGGUCUGCUGAGAAAGUGAAUGACGGAAUUUUACUUUCCACUAGUAGUUCAUUGAUGAAAUCGAUGAGGAUUGGAGAUGAGAUUCUUCGAUCAAAGGACAGUGGUGAACCAGGUCUUAUAGUGGUUACUGGAUCGCUACAUGUUGUUUCUUCAGUGAUAUGCUCCAUCAAAAGAUAGUUGCAUGUAGGGGCGGAUCUACAGUGCAAGUAGGUAGAUCCUAGGUAGAUUUCGGAAAAAUUAGAGAUCAUGAUGUGGGACUAUUCGGUUUCUUUGUUCACAAUAAAUUUUGGGGGUUUUUUGAAUAAUUAGGGAGGUGAAUAUUGAUAUCAUUAUCAUGACAAUUCAGUUUUUUUAGUUUAUUAGUUAUUUCAAUUUGCAUUGUUAUAAUUUCCCUCUAUAAAUAGGGAUUCAAGUUUUGUUCUUGAGAUGUUUUUUUUGAUCAAUAUAUGAAUUUCGUUUUUCCUUACUGUCAAAA
This is a messenger RNA of Erigeron canadensis, 2307 nucleotides long. Its product is annotated as dihydrofolate synthetase-like. Gene Ontology annotation, cellular component: cytosol; mitochondrion; cytoplasm. Gene Ontology annotation, biological process: tetrahydrofolylpolyglutamate biosynthetic process. Gene Ontology annotation, molecular function: tetrahydrofolylpolyglutamate synthase activity; ATP binding. Lineage: Eukaryota; Viridiplantae; Streptophyta; Magnoliopsida; Asterales; Asteraceae. Bases 318 to 2009 code for a protein of 563 amino acids. The transcript is spliced from 11 exons. The record is from RefSeq and is a predicted model, not a curated record.